Ctenopharyngodon idella (grass carp) is the source of this 2418-nucleotide messenger RNA. RefSeq names its product glutamic-oxaloacetic transaminase 2a, mitochondrial (gene got2a). The transcript has 10 exons. The record is from RefSeq and is a predicted model, not a curated record. The coding region runs from base 93 to 1379 and encodes 428 amino acids. Gene Ontology annotation, molecular function: L-aspartate:2-oxoglutarate transaminase activity; pyridoxal phosphate binding. Gene Ontology annotation, cellular component: mitochondrion. Gene Ontology annotation, biological process: L-aspartate catabolic process; biosynthetic process. Lineage: Eukaryota; Metazoa; Chordata; Actinopteri; Cypriniformes; Xenocyprididae.
UGGAGGCGCUAUAAUCAACGCAUGCAGCACACAAGUUCAAGUACCCAGCCAGUGUGCGUUUGUCUUCCACCAAGUCAUCUACGUUUCCAGCAAUGGCCCUGCUAAAAUCCAGCAAGAUUUUGACUAGUGUCGGGGCUCAGGCCCCUGUUUUAGCAGUCUUACAGCUCCGUGCAAGCUCAUGGUGGACUGAGGUACAGAUGGGACCCCCUGAUCCCAUCCUGGGUGUCACGGAGGCGUUCAGGCGUGACACCAACCCCAAAAAGAUGAACCUCGGAGUAGGAGCUUAUAGAGACGAUCAGGGCAAGCCGUUUGUCCUCAACUGUGUCCGAAAGGCUGAGGCCCAGAUUGCUGCUAAGAAGUUGGAUAAAGAGUACCUUCCUAUUGUAGGAUUGGCAGACUUUUCAAAGGCCUGUGCUCAGCUGGCUCUUGGACCUGAUAAUGAGGUCUUAAAGAGCGGAAGAAGCAUCACUGUCCAGACUAUCUCUGGAACUGGAUCUCUUCGUGUUGGUGCUAACUUUUUGGCACGAUUCCAUAAUGUGUCCCGGGACGUGUACCUGCCUAAACCCUCCUGGGGAAACCACACCCCUAUCUUCAGAGAUGCGGGCAUGCAGCUAAAGGCUUACACCUACUAUGACCCAAAAACCAUUGGCUUUGACCUUAAAGGAGCCUUGGAUGAUAUUUCAAAAAUCCCUGAAAAGAGUGUGAUUGUUCUGCAUGCGUGCGCUCAUAAUCCCACAGGAGUGGACCCAAGGCCCGAGCAGUGGAAAGAGAUGGCUGCUCUGAUCAAGAAAAGAAACCUCCUGGUCUUCUUUGACAUGGCUUACCAGGGAUUUGCCAGUGGCGACAUCGAUCGUGACGCUUGGGCUGUGCGUUAUUUCAUUGAGCAGGGGCACAACAUUCUUCUGUCCCAGUCUUUUGCAAAGAACAUGGGCCUGUAUGGUGAGCGUGUAGGGGGCUUCACGGUGGUGUGUAAGGAUGCUGAAGAGGCGAAACGUGUGGAAUCCCAGCUGAAAAUUCUCAUUCGGCCCAUCUACUCCAACCCACCCAUGAAUGGAGCUCGCAUCGCCUCCACUAUUCUCAACACACCCGAACUCUACAAAGAAUGGCUCGAGGAGGUGAAAGGCAUGGCCACCCGUAUCAUCAGGAUGAGGGAGAUGCUUGUUUCUAACCUUAAGAAGGAGGGCUCCACUCAGGACUGGCAGCAUGUCACUGACCAGAUUGGAAUGUUCUGCUUCACGGGACUCAAACCGGAACAGGUGGAGCGUCUGAUUAAAGAAUUCUCUAUAUACAUGACAAAAGAUGGCCGGAUCUCCAUGGCUGGUGUGACAUCUGCAAACGUGGAAUAUCUAGCACACUCCAUCCAUGCUGUCACCAAGUGAAGCUGACAGCAGACAGAGAGCAAGCAAAAAGUAAUUUAGAUGAUAUAAAGUCCUCUGCUGUCUGUCUUUUAGAACCAAAUAUGAAAUAGAACUAAUGUAGACUUCUAGUUCACUUGAUUUGGCAUUAUAAAUGUUAAUUCAUGACUAUGUGAGCCCCUCAAUAAAUUAAGCAGAAUGAUAAAAACAAGCUUUACAGGAUAUCACUUAUCAAUUCUGACACAGGAAAUCAUGAUAAGAAUUUUUUUUUGUGGUCCAAAAUAUGCUGAUAUAUUAUUUAAUAUACACAUGUUUAAAGUUAGAAGUUUAAAGGACAUUAAUUGGAAAGUCUUUUAAGGAUUGUAACUGUUUAUCAUAAUAAUUACACUUAUCAAACUGAUGAUUCUUCAUCAAAGGUCUUCUUGAGCAGUAACAUGACGUGUUUAUGAAGAUAAGGCACUUUUUCUAUAACGAGUUAUUGUAAUCUGCAAUGUCAGCACUCUACUAGUGAUGAAAGAUUGCCCAUAGUGUGUGCACUACAUUUGUUCUUGCGUAAUUUAUUAUAAAUUUAUCAUGCUUUCUGUGUAGUUGUCCCAGAUGUCACACAUAAAUCAUUUCAUAAACCAUUUGGCAUUCACACUAAUUUUGUGUUUUGUUCUAACUGGCCAUUAAAAUAAAUCUGAUUUGUCAAAGGUUAAAAAAUUGUCAGUGCAUCUGUGGCCAAAAUCGAAUUAAUCGAUCCAUUAUAAUAAAAAACCAACUUGAACACAAUAUUGUAACUGAUAUUUCAGUGGUUAAUGAUGCUUUAAGAAAAGCUUUGCGUGUUUAUUCCUGUGUGUGGGUGUUGAUUAUGUGAACAUGCAGUUUGUGAGGAUAAUUCUGUUUUGAAAAACUGUUAAAAUAUAUAUAUAUAUAUAAUUGUAUAACUGAUUAUUGAGUUCCUAAAGUAAAUUAAGCGAUUUAUGAAAUGUCCAAAGUUCUCCAGAAUAUACAUCGAAAAUGAAAUGUCACGAGUGAUACUGUAUGAACAAUAACAAAUGAAUAAAGGUUAGCUCAACGAAAA